AUGUCUGGUUUGUCUGGCCCACUAUCCUGGCCUGGCCCUCUCCUAUCCGCCUUGCUCUUUCUGUUCCUUCUCGGCCCCAGCUCGGUCCUCGGCAUCUCCUUCCAUCUACCCGUGAACUCUCGGAAGUGUCUCCGCGAGGAGAUCCACAAAGACUUGCUGGUUACGGGCGCGUACGAGAUCACCGACCAGUCUGGGGGCGCUGGCGGCCUGCGCACCCACCUCAAGAUCACAGAUUCUGCUGGCCAUAUUCUGUAUGCCAAAGAGGAUGCAACUAAAGGGAAGUUUGCCUUUACCACAGAAGACUAUGACAUGUUUGAAGUAUGCUUUGAGAGCAAGGGAACAGGGCGGAUACCUGACCAACUCGUGAUUCUAGACAUGAAGCAUGGAGUAGAGGCGAAAAAUUAUGAAGAGAUCGCAAAAGUUGAGAAACUCAAACCACUGGAGGUGGAGCUACGGCGGCUCGAGGACCUUUCAGAGUCUAUUGUUAACGACUUUGCCUACAUGAAGAAGCGGGAAGAGGAGAUGAGGGACACCAACGAGUCCACAAACACCCGCGUCCUGUACUUCAGCAUCUUUUCCAUGUUCUGCCUCAUUGGACUAGCCACCUGGCAGGUCUUCUACCUGCGUCGCUUCUUCAAGGCCAAGAAGUUGAUAGAGUAAUGAGGCUCAGUCUUCUGUCCCCUGGAGCCAGCAGAACAUCGCUGGGACGUGCCUGGCCUAGCCCAAGGCCAAGUUACUAACAGUAUAUCAAGGCGCAGCUGAGCAUCUUGCCAGAACUGAUCCUUCUGGUGUGGGAGAGCAUGGGCACCACCCACACCCAGCAAGUCAGAGAGGACUUUUUAAUGCAGUAGGAUUUGGACUGGUUUGCAACAAGAUUAUUAAAGUCGCCUAUGGAAAAACAAAACAAAACAAAACAACAAACAGGGGUUACCUAGAUAACGCCAAAGCCAGCAUUCGUCCUGGGUCGCCUCACAGGAUCGGUUUGAGCUGUUUGCUUUUUCUCUCCCACUUGCUCACCGCCUUGGUCCUCCACUCUAGUUCUCCUCCAAGAUUUCUCUGACCUCGGUCAGCUCCUUCAUAUCAGUUGUCUCUUUGGUUUCCUUGUGAAACACCUUGAACUUCUCUUGGUCCUUAGAUGAAAUGUUUACAGAGCUUCUGGUGAUAUCCUUCAUAAUUUUAUGUCUUCUAAAAGGGUCAUGGGUGGGACACAAAACAAAGUGAGCUUUGAACUGUAGAUAAUCUCUUAAAAGAAAAUCUCAUUUUAGACCAUUAAAAUGUUUGUGCUCAA
This is a messenger RNA of Rattus norvegicus (Norway rat), 1288 nucleotides long. It is a transcript of the gene Tmed10, whose product is annotated as transmembrane p24 trafficking protein 10. NCBI's taxonomy places the organism in Eukaryota, Metazoa, Chordata, Mammalia, Rodentia, Muridae. Gene Ontology annotation, biological process: protein transmembrane transport. Gene Ontology annotation, cellular component: endoplasmic reticulum-Golgi intermediate compartment membrane; plasma membrane; transport vesicle membrane. The record is from RefSeq and is marked provisional.